GGAAGAAAGACCUAGGCCAUUGAAAUAUUGGGAUUGACACUUUUAGAAGAAUCAGGUAUAGCGCCAAGGUUGGUGUGUACAGAUUCUAAAGCAGUAGAUCAUUUACAUUUUUGUCCGAUCACACGUUGACCGCUUUAUUUUCUUUGGUAAGGAAAAGUAAACAAAAACAAAAUUUGUAUUAUUGGGCCCGAUAGCGAUACCAUCGAUUUUCUAACGGUCCAAUAAACCAAGAAGUUGUAGUAUUGGUGCAGUUCUGCGGCUGCUACUUUUUGGUCACUCCUUUCGACUAGAACCAAUAAGAAAUCCGAACCUCGAGGCUGUCGUUGUCUCGAUCCUUUGUCCGGAACGAGGAAAACAAUAAAUUUCAGCGCCCCAACGCGAACGCACACCUCCGCAGGAACGCCAGAAGUGAAUAUUCACCGCCAGGCUACCCUUUGUGGAUUGAUUUGGGUAACUAGUACUACUUUCCACCACAACGUCAACGGAGAGGAGAACCGAAGGUGAUUCUGGAACACGAGCGCACGAAGACCAGGGCACUCCGUCUCGAGGCAGAUGAAGACGAAACAGCAGCAAAGCCAAAUGUUUGUGGUCUCUACUCCGGCGCGCAGAAGCGCGCAAGCGCUUGCGGGGUGCUUUAUGGUUUCUCUGAUCAUGCACGCAAAUGCCGCCAGCUUCGGUGGAAUGGUCCAAACUCCAUUUUUAUGCAGUGCAAAUAGCGCCUCUCAACUUACUUUUUAUUUCGUCAUUUUCUAAAACUAAAACUGGUACACGUGCUAUUUACGAUGAAUUAGUCCUCUGCUCCUGCGUUGCAAGAAUGCCGGAGCCGGACCAAGAAUUUUUUUCUAUGUGGUACGCUUUUUUAUUUUUUCAUUCAACGUUCACGUCCUGCAGGAGCAGGACGCGUGUUGGUGAAAAAGACUGACCAGAUUCAAUUCUCUCGAGUAACAAGGAUGUAUGCGAGAGUGUAUUUGCAUUGUACACUCGCAGGACGAAAUACGGGGUUUUCCCUGGCUCGACCCCAAGAAGCCCAAUGGCAGUGUUGACCCGCCGAGUCAGACGGGGGUGUGGUUUGCCCAAGGCACGGUGCAAAAGGCCUAUCUUCUCUGCAACGCUGGCCUCCCGUGGUCCACCGAAGACUCCGAACACCGCCGAAAAUUUCAACCUGCGCGCCGGGUGGGAGAGCCGAACGCGGACAACAGGUCCCAACCGUGGGAGCGCAACGGGCGCCGAAAGCUGGCCCGAGAAUGGCCGGGGAGAAACGGCGUUCCGCAGCCCCGGAUCUGGGCCGAUCAGGACGAAGGCACGGUCUGGGAAUGGUGGGACGUGAAGGAGGGGCUGGGCGCGCAUCCGGAAGACAACACAGAAUGCCUCAUUGAGGCUACGACGCUCGUCAACCCGGACUACGCAGCGCUAGCCCACCAAAGCAAGAGGCUUCUGGUCCUGCCCACCUUGUGCCAAGAGAUCGUAGACGGGCCAGCGAAGGAUGGGGGGGAUCCGACAGCGGAUCUAUGAUGAGGAAAAGAACUACCGUCGCCCCAGAUGAAACAAUAUAUAUAGAAAAUGAAUAUCCUCGCUGUUGUCUAUCACUCGCAGAUGCUACAUGCAAACAACGUACCAACGUGCAUCUUUUGUCUGGUAUGUUCGCAUAAAAAAGAGUUAUAUGUGCAAUAUUGCGACUUGAAGAGCCGGAACGACGACCAAUGAAGAAGAAGUUUGCGAAGAAAAGGUAUGAGCGCAAGCACAUUCACGUUCACAUUGCGCGCAAGUUUGUUGUUCUUUGGCAUUUUCUGUUCUUGUGAAAGUGAAAGGAUAAUGGAAGGAAGGUACUACAGCGACGCAGGUACGAAAUUUUUCAUGCUUGUCUGAGGGCGACGUCUUUGUUCCCCGUGACAAACAUUCGUGUCCGACCAGGGACGUAAGCGCUGCCGUCACUACAACGUGAGGUUCGAUAGGAGCGCCCACGACGAGGAGAAGCGCAAGCAGCGAUACACGGCGGCACCCGAACCAAAAAUGAGCAACCCGCUGGACCAGGGCGUGCCAAGUUUCGCGCAAGUCGCCGUGGACCAGGCGAGCGCCACGCGCGACUUCCAGGGACUGGUAAGCGAGAAAAACAUCGAGAAGUGGGUGCACCUCGGCAUGCAGUACGUGAACUUGCGGUCGAUCCAAGCGGGCUUCCAACGCGGUUCCGUCUUCAAUGACGUUAUGGCAGAUUCCCCGGAGGGCGACGACGUCGACGAUGGAGGAAAAGCGGACGCUGCGCGGAAGCGGGCAGAAGAAGCGGAACUGCAAGAGGAAAUCGAGCAAGCGACCAAACAAAUGGAAAAGAUGAUUCGGAUGCAGCUCAGCGAAGAGCAGAAGCAAAAUCUAGGAGAGGAGCUGCGAGAGAAGUUCGAGGCAAAAAAAUUGGCCGAGGCCGAAGGGGCAAAACGCGCGGCCGCGGCAAAGAGGGAAGCAGAGCUUGCCAAGCGACAGCAGACAGACGACAAAAUGGGCAUGGAGCUGGGGGCUGACAAAACACGAAUCGUGGAUCCGGUCUUUGCUGUGUCUCUAGAGAUGGGCGGCCUCGCGCAACUGCGGUAUCUCGCCGAGCACGGGCGCAGACGCGGCGUAGGUGUCAUUGUGGAUGUGUCUUUCACGGAAAUUGGCCACGUGUGCAGCCCCAAAGGCUACGACUUUGCCUUCACCGCCCUGACUGUGCCCUGCGUGUGGCUGCAAAAUAACGGGGGCGCGAUGGCAGCCGCCGCCGGGGCCCAGGCAGGUGCGGUAACCCGGGUCGUUGCCAAUCGACCAAAUUGGAAGAAAAAACCACUUUGGGCAGCCAUGGUCGGCUUCAUGCGUCUUCUUCUCAUUCACUCUCAAGUGGCUGGCUUUCGGAUCCAGAACACAAAUCAAGUCCUGCGCGACUAUGACCCGUCAGGUACUAUAAAUAAGGAAUCACUUCUUGAACAGCCUGAGUUUUCCCGAGCUACAAGCGGACUGGUGUUUUUUCUCACGCGGAUUUCUUAGAAGGUUGCAUGUUCGCGUUUGACACAUUUUUUUUUCGAAUUCCAUUUCAGGUGCCACGCCUACGGACGUAUGCCAAGUGAAGUCCCGACUUCAUUUGAAAGACAGCGACUUUCAAACCUUCAACCAGCUCGCGGCCCUCGGGGAGGAUGGGUUUGUGCGUUUGAAUGACGCUGCCACAUCCACGGCCUGCUGGAAGUACUGCGCCCGGAUUCCGGAUUGUGAAGGGGCAGUGUGGCGACACGAGCGUGCGCGUUCCCAGAAAGACGCUUGCAUGCUCAUCAAUGAACUUGCCUUGGAAGACCCGAGGGAGCAGCGGUAAGCACUUGUUAAGUAAGUACUCACUAGAAGACUUUGAUCAGCACCCCUUUCUCAAUGUACUUGAUGUCACAAAAAUUUCUUUGCCCCGUUUGUCCUUAGCAUUGUUUGCGGGUUGACCUUUACCUUUUCUUUCGUGGACGCUGAUUUUGGUAGCCCUCAUCAAAGAGAGGCUUUGCUUUGUGUCGUUGACUUAACAGUUGUGAUGCAAAUUUCCAGGUUUUCGCCGAACUUUUUGGGCGGAAGGACGCAGGCGCACGACCUAGAUGAGUACGUCGAAAUGGAACCAGCAUGCCGCCAAGUUCUCACGACUCUAUCAGGUGCGAACUUUUGUUUUAUCAAACUAUCCUCGAGUUUCUUUCUUGUACUUCUUUGUCAAGCCAUUCUUUGCUUCGACCCGCUGAAUGAACUUCGCGAAAGCUGUUCUUGCACGAGAUGAACGUCAGAGCCGAAAAAGAAAAAUGGAAUAUGAAAGAAAUCAAACAGGACUGGCCGAGACAGAUGAUACGGCGACUGAACGUCAAUCACUGGGGGAGGGAGAGGUACGACGAGACGAUGCUGGGCACCAAGCACUCGAUGUGGAACAAAUGGAGGUAGAGCUUCGAGACACUUAUAAGAAGUGCGCGGCACUGGUGCCGCGCACGGUGUAUAUUGCGGGUUCUGACGAUGGGGACUACGCACAGAUCGCAAACCAAGACCUCCCUCCCUCAGUCGCAGGAUCGGCGGUCACAAAUUACUGGGAAUGCCGACGAAAGUACGGCAGCAAUCAAAACUAGAGACACGACCAGAGAAGAAGGGUGGAUUUUCCUUGUGCACUUUAUGUUCGUUCUUUUUCACAACAUGCAUGCGACUGCAGCGUACGAGUGAUGUGAAUCUGACGGCCGAUUCACGAGUUAUUUCCUGGAGGCCACAGCGAGACCAUAUAUCGAUAUCGUCUCAUGGAUGCUUCCCUCCGCGCAGUCGAUCUUGAUGAAUGUAUACCGCUGACGCGUCACCGUCACGUGUUGUAAGUGCAACCUCUACUUCUAGAAAAAUUUGCGCGCUGCCACCAACAGAUGAGAAGACGCAGCGAAAGCACUUGUGCAGAUUCCUUCCUUUUCUAGCUCGUGUCAAUGGUUUUGCUUUCAUAAGCGUUGCGCGCGUACAAAAGGAUGCACCGCCUGGUCCUUCGUACAAGAGAACGACGAAGAACAAUCUGCCGGCUGUAACCUGCUGAAAACCCCAGGAAACUCUGGAGUCUUUGCCGAAAAGGAUGGGGCAAUGAUCUUGUCAUUCCCUGGAGCUAUUUCCGGGUCUUGCCAAGUUCAAAAGAGUACAGAUGUUACAUUGAUAUAUGAAGAUCUAUUUGUAUUUACUUCGGACGCGCCCCAGAAUGAUGAUCUUCACUUACAUUCAUGUAAAGAUUCACUUGCCAAUCAGUUCUCCACCUGGACCGCGACGAAAGAUUUCUAUCGAGCUUGAUUGAGAGUGUUGUGUGUUUGGCCACUCGCAACGGGUUUGCCCCGCUUGUGUGGCCGGCAUUGACUUCCCGAUUGAUUCUGCAAACAUCUCAAACGCAGAUCCGACUCCCCGAAACCACGACGAGGGGACAUGGAAGGCAAGUGCGGCGGGCGCCGAUUUCCUCAAGACCGCAAGUUAUACGAUCCACCGCAAUUACGCGAACGAGAUGGCGGCCUUUGUUACGCAAUUAGAAAAUACUGUUGACCUCGACCCUCGAUCACUAUCGGUGUCGUGUUUUUCUUCUGCCCGACAGAAUUGAUGAGGCAUUAGCACACAUGGAAGAACCAUGCUACGUAAUACAUGAUGUCCGUUUUUUUUAGCACGUGAUGACUUCUGUAUGUUGCGCUGAAUCAGUUAUACGGAAAAAUAUCCGGUACUAGGAGGAAUCUUUGUCAUCCCGGCAAGUGAAUUUGAAAAUGCAAUCGAACUCCUGUGUGUGGUCGUGGUGUGUGUGUGUGGGUGUCUGUGUGUCGUGUGUAUCCGCGAUACAUAGCGAUAGUGAUGAGGUUUUUCUCCCUAUACUUUGUCUCGGCAAGCGCUUCGGUGACGACAGCAUGCGCUUCUACCGUAUCCUUUUUCUGGGUGAUGACGAUACAUUCGCGGAACGGAUGAAUCUUGUCGAGACCUCACACGCCGACGUGAACGGGGGUGAGGAAGGAAGCCGAUACAAAAUAGCUUUCGACGGAACGACACACGCAAUGCUACCACCGAGUGACAUAGGCGGAGCCUCCCUCAGCGAUCUUGCCGGCAGAUUUCGGCAAGAAAACAGCUACGGCAACAGGGCGUCGCCAAACACCGUUCUCGCCCCCGUGCGCAAAGACGACGAGCUGCGCUGGGUCAGCAGGACACUGAAGCAGCUAUCCAGCACGCCCCGCCGCUCACCGCGCUCCGGUGCGGUCGUGGAGCAAGCGAACCUAGCGACUGCUGCAAGCUCCGUGUUCUCCGACCCGCAGAAUCGGGGAGUAGCGUUGAAACACAAUCUCUUGCAGCAUUUGUUGCUGGCAUUGACGCGCGGAACGAUGCACUUCGGACCCGGCACGGAAUACCUCGGACUGUUGAAGGGACCACUAUUUCAGCAGUGGAGUAAAGCAGGUUUCCAGCUCUUGUGGCAGGCAUUCGCAUUUACCGCUGGGCUGAUCCGGUUGCGCAAGCAGUAUGACGCGCUCCGCGACGGUGCAGUGUGGCUUUUGCCGGCCCAGCCGGGAACGCUGCUCUUCGAGAAGGCCAGUCCUUCUGCCGCCUCGGUUUUUGGACUGCUGCGAUCGGCGCAGCAUGGCGGGGGAGACACCGACUCCAGAGACUACCGCACGUCUUGGUGGAUCGGCUCUUUGAGUAGUGCGCGCAGGUAUAUCCUUGGGGGGCAAGAACAGGCAUCUGCUGCGGCCCGUGGUAGAAGUGCCGGUGCCCUUCCUCCGACUCUUCUCCCGCGCCACUUGCGCGCACGCAUACUUUUGGACACGAAGCGAUUGUAUGCCUAUUCCGCUGCGCGUUCGGCGGACGGCGAGCGAGCUUCGCAGCAAGGCCCGUCGGGAGGCGCGGCGCAUGCGUCGGGAACGGAGUUCCUUCGUCGAGAACAAUCCGAGCAAGAGUUGUUCCCGAGCGCCCCGGCUGCACAGCAGUUCAAUCCACCGAGUCACGCUAUGAGUGCCGAAUUCCUGAAGACAUUCGCGGGGACAGAUUUUGAAGUGCAAGAAAAACUGAAGCAAAAUUUGCGACAAAAGAGCACGACGCAUUUCAGAAGUCUCUUCACGGGAAAAGAGUGGGAAGACCUGGAGAAAAAACUCUUGGCCCCACGGGGGUCCUCUGCUGGACGCGCAGCUAGAGGUCACUAUGAUCCUAGUGCUGCUGCUUCCACAUCCACCGCGUCCGCCACCCCCGCGGUUUCGCUAGAAGUUUCGACGGCCGGCAGCAGUGGAGCGUCGUCUGCCGAGACGCCAGUAGACCACAACCGCUUCGGCUCCUGGUUGCCCCCCCACACGCACCGCAAUUUUUUACCGGAGUUCGCACCCGUCGAAGAAUGCGACUUCGAUCCCUCUGAACUUUGCGUGCGGGCGACGGUGGAACCCGGAACCGCAGUGCUGCUCUCACUCGAAUUCGCCGGCGGCGAUGUAGUUGAGCAGCAUUCUCGAGAGGACCACGUGGCUGCCGAGGUGAACAAUUAUGCUGACCAGGCCGAGGAACAAGGGGACCACGAGAUAGGCGAACAAGACGAGGCUUUUCCGGUCGCUGGCCGCGACGCGGAGCCGCGAGAGGGGAUGCCCUUCACCUACUGGCUAGAUCCGCUCGAGAAAAAGGACUGUGCCUCCCUCGGUGCGGGCGUACUGCGGACGGCCUACGUCACCGAGACGAGCGCGGCGUUGGAAGAGCAGCCGUGGUCCGCGGGAGUCGCGGCAACGGAGGCGAUCGUCGAUCUUCCCGCGCGCUUGGCGCAAGUCAAAAAGUUCUGCAUGAACGACCCCCGCUGUGUUGGCGUUGCGGAGGAGCGGGCGGGGCCCGGCUCCCUGGUGGGGCACCAUGGGGUGCAUAACUUGUGGCUCCUGUACGGCACCGGCGCGGGCGGCGGCGCGGCCCGGUCCCUGCAGCUCGAAAAGUGCAGCAACAGCGACGACUAUAACACGCAUGUAAAGGCGACGAAGCCCGAGUACUUCUUGCGCCGUGCGGGAUACGACUGCCUAUCGGAUUCAGUCCGUGGGCUCGCGCAAGUAUCUGGCCCAUACCAAAAAACGCAAUGGAGCCUCCUGCAAGUGGCCCGAAAGUGCGAGGAAGACCCUACAUGUAUUGGGGUGCAGAACGCCAGCAUCGACAACAACGAACGGCAGGAUGCUCUAUGGCUCCUACACUCACAUGAAGAUCACCAAGUUUUACCCGGAAGUUCGAACAUCCUCGGAGCCUGCAGUGUCGCGGACACUGAGUUGGGGCUGGUGACUUUUUGGGAAAAAUUCAACGAAAAUAAUCGAGCUAACGACGCUGCUUUGACAGACUUCAUGGAGGCAAAUUUUGGACAAGAGCAAGAGGAAGGCACGGCAAAUGAUGGCGAUGCAGUUCAUGAUGUUGACCAGGUUGCGGAUCAGUUGGAAGGCAUGAACCUCGGUCAACAGUAGCAGGUAACAGGAUUCCUGACCUGAUACACAAAAACUUAAAUGACCCCGAGGGGCCGGUCCAUCGUGACUGGUGAUACAGAUUGUAUAAUUGAAGACCGUGUGACUGAGCUUUUCCUUUUCCCUGUACUUACAUAACAAGACAUAAAGAUUAUGAUUGUUGCUCUCCCGUCGCACAAUAGUAAUUCAUCUGUUUCUGAUUUUUUGCAGUACGGACACGAUGUGCAAACGAAGUUUGGAUUUGACUUGCAUACAGAAAAAAACUCUGAUGGGAAUGGCGCUAAGCGAGUCAGAACAAUUUAUUUUGCGCAAAACCGAUAGGUAGACAUGGCAUGGUGAAGACGUAUACAUUGCAAGUAGGUCUGUUUGAUUUCACAAAACCAUUUUCUAGAUAGACAGCAUAUGUUUUUAGCUCACAGAUGAAAUGUACUUGUUAUGUAUAAAAGUAAACGCUACGGCAUUGGUGAUGACACGCAAGAGGAAAAUUUUUAAGGUGGGCAAGACUGCACAAUAGCAGCGAGCUGGAUCGUCGUUGGUCUACUUUCUGUUGGCGUCGCAAUAACUUGUGUUGUUUACUUACGCAAAUUUAAACCAACGAAAAUUAUGUCUCACUCUUUUCCUAGAGCUAGAGCUCUACACAUUUAUUCCCCAGGAAUUCUAGCGCUGCGAGGACUACAACAUAACCAGCAGACACGAAGAACAUGUACAUCAAAGGUAUGACAUAUAGCGAGAUAAUAUGAGAAAGAAUAAGAAACAUAAUAGAGAACGUCAAACGAAAUUGGCCAGAGCAAGCUACCUAAAGAGAAAGGCCCAAGGUAGCAGUGGAAGCGAGAGAU
Molecule: messenger RNA, 8755 nt
Organism: Amoebophrya sp. A120
Lineage: Eukaryota; Dinophyceae; Syndiniales; Amoebophryaceae
Source: the annotation of a GenBank genome assembly